GAAAAUUGGGACUCCUCUCAUCCCAAUGAAAAAAACACGGCAAGAGGCUGGAGAGACGGUGGGUGGAGUACAGGAAGCCGAUCAUGGACCAAAUCUAAUUCCUACUAAAAAUACCUUCGCGAGGACGAGGCUGUGGACAUUUGCGAUUUUCUAUCUUUUUUCUUGCCUGAUUUGGGGGAUUUAAUACAGUAGAGGAGCUCCAAGAUGUCUCGGGGAGUGAUCCAGCCUAGCCAGCAGAAACUGGCAGAAAAGCUCACCAUCCUCAACGACAGAGGGAUCGGGAUGUUGACCCGUGUGUACAAUAUCAAAAAGCAAGGACAAGUUUGGAAGGCAUGCGGCGACCCCAAGGCCAAGCCCUCCUAUCUGGUGGACAAAAACCUGGAGUCUGCUGUCAAGUUCAUCGUUAGGAAGUUCCCCACUGUGGAGACGCGCAAUAACAACCAACAGCUGGCUCAGCUGCAGAAAGAAAAGUCAGAAAUUCUGAAGAACUUGGCUCUGUACUACUUCACCUUUGUAGAUGUCAUGGAAUUUAAGGACCACGUUUGUGAGCUGCUCAACACCAUCGACGCGUGCCAAGUCUUCUUUGACAUUACGGUGAACUUUGACCUCACCAAGAACUACUUGGACCUGGUGGUGACUUACACGACACUCAUGAUAAUAUUGUCACGCAUCGAGGAGAGGAAAGCCAUCAUCGGACUGUACAACUACGCUCACGAGAUGACGCACGGAGCCAGCGACCGUGAGUAUCCUAGGCUGGGCCAGAUGAUCGUGGAUUAUGAAAAUCCUCUGAAGAAGAUGAUGGAGGAGUUUGUGCCACACGGGAAGUCUCUGUCAGACGCUCUCAUCAGUCUUCAGAUGGUCUAUCCCAGAAGGAACCUUUCCGCUGACCAGUGGAGGAAUGCCCAGCUGCUGUCUCUUAUCUCAGCUCCCUCCACUAUGCUCAACCCUGCACAGUCAGACACUAUGCCUUGUGAAUAUUUAUCUCUGGACACAAUGGAAAAAUGGAUAGUGUUCGGGUUCAUCCUUUGCCACGCUGUGCUGAACAGUGACGCGGCGGCGUUGUCAUUGUGGAAGCUGGCGCUGCAAAGCUCCACCUGCCUGUGUCUCUUCAGGGAUGAAGUCUUCCACAUCCACAAGGCUGCUGAGGACCUCUUUGUCAACAUCCGAGGGUACAACAAGCGCAUCAAUGACAUCAGAGAGUGCAAGGAGCAGGCCCUGUCUCAUGCUGGCUCCAUGCACCGAGAGAGGCGCAAAUUCCUUAGGUCGGCCCUCAAGGAGCUGGCCACCGUCUUGGCGGACCAGCCGGGGCUGCUGGGCCCAAAGGCGUUGUUUGUAUUCAUGGCGCUGUCGUUCGCCCGUGACGAGAUCAUCUGGUUGCUUCGACACGCAGACAACAUCCAGAAGAAAAGCACAGACGACUUCAUCGACAAACACCUGGCAGAGUUGAUCUUCUACAUGGAGGAGCUGCGAGCCCAUGUCAGGAAGUACGGCCCGGUCAUGCAGCGGUACUACGUGCAGUACCUGUCAGGUUUUGAUGCUGUUGUGCUAAACGAGCUGGUGCAGAACCUGUCUGUGUGUCCAGAGGAUGAGUCCAUCAUCAUGUCUUCAUUUGUCAACACCAUGACCUCCCUCAGCGUCAAACAAGUGGAGGAUGGCGAGGUGUUUGACUUCAGAGGCAUGAGGCUCGACUGGUUUAGACUGCAGGCAUACACCAGCGUGUCCAAAGCUAGUCUCGGCAUCGCCGACCACAAGGAGCUCGGCAAAAUGAUGAACACCAUCAUCUUCCACACCAAGAUGGUGGACUCGCUGGUGGAGAUGCUGGUGGAGACGUCAGACCUGUCCAUAUUCUGCUUCUACAGUCGUGCAUUUGAGAAGAUGUUCCAGCAGUGCUUGGAGCUUCCCUCACAGAGCCGUCACUCCAUCUGCUUCCCUUUGCUUUGCACACACUUCAUGUCCUGCACACAUGAGCUGUGUCCCGAGGAGCGUCAUCACAUAGGAGACCGCAGCUUGUCACUGUGCAACAUGUUUUUGGAUGAGAUGGCCAAACAAGCCCGGAACCUGAUCACCGAUAUCUGCACUGAACAGUGUACCCUCAGUGACCAGCUGCUUCCCAAACACUGUGCCAAAACCAUCAGCCAGGCCGUCAACAAGAAGAGCAAGAAGGCGACCGGGAAAAAGGGUGAGCCGGAGAGAGAGAAACCAGGAGUGGAGAGCAUGCGGAAGAACAGACUACUGGUCACCAAUCUGGACAAACUCCACACUGCUCUGUCAGAACUCUGCUUCUCCAUCAACUACGUUCCCAACCUGGCAGUGUGGGAGCACACGUUCACACCGAGAGAGUACCUCACCUCCCACCUGGAGAUCCGAUUUACCAAGUCCAUCGUGGGCAUGACGAUGUACAACCAGGCCACUCAGGAGAUUGCCAAGCCCAGCGAGCUGCUGACCAGCGUGCGGGCCUACAUGACAGUACUGCAGUCCAUCGAGAACUAUGUCACCAUCGACAUCACGAGGGUCUUCAACAACGUCCUGCUGCAGCAGACGCAGCACCUGGACAGCCACGGCGAGCCCACCAUCACCAGCCUGUACACCAACUGGUACUUGGAGACGUUGCUCCGCCAGGUCAGCAACGGCCAUAUUGCUUACUUCCCUGCCAUGAAGGCCUUUGUUAACCUUCCCACAGAGAACGAGCUGACCUUCAACGCUGAGGAAUACUCGGACAUCUCUGAGAUGCGCUCGUUGUCCGAGCUCUUGGGUCCGUACGGCAUGAAGUUCCUCAGUGAGAGUCUCAUGUGGCACAUCUCCUCACAGGUGGCAGAGCUGAAGAAACUGGUGGUGGAGAACAUGGAAGUCUUGACUCAGAUGAGAACCAGCUUUGACAAACCGGACCACAUGGUGGCGCUGUUCAAGAAGCUCACCUCUGUGGACAGCGUGCUGAAGAGAAUGACCAUCAUCGGAGUCAUCCUCUCGUUCCGCUCCCUGGCUCAGGAGGCGCUGAGAGAUGUCUUAUCCUGCCACAUUCCUUUCCUGGUCAGUUCAGUGGAAGAUUUCAAGGAUCACAUUCCGAGAGAGACGGACAUGAAGGUGGCCAUGAAUGUCUAUGAGCUGUCCUCAGCUGCAGGUUUACCCUGUGAGAUCGAUCCUGCUCUGGUGGUGGCGCUGUCCUCACAGAAGAGUGAGAACAUCAGUCCAGAGGAGGAGUACAAGAUCGCUUGUCUUCUGAUGGUGUUUGUGGCUGUCUCCUUGCCAACGCUGGCCAGCAACGUCAUGUCACAGUACAGCCCCGCCAUUGAAGGCCACUGUAACAACAUCCACUGUCUGGCCAAAGCCAUCAACCAGAUUGCGGCCGCUCUCUUCACCAUCCACAAAGGAAGCAUCGAGGACCGCCUGAAGGAGUUCCUGGCUCUGGCCUCCUCCAGCCUCUUGAAGAUCGGCCAGGAGACAGACAAGAUGACCACACGCAACAGAGAAUCUGUCUACCUGCUGCUGGACAUGAUUGUGCAGGAGUCUCCCUUCCUCACCAUGGACCUGCUGGAAUCCUGCUUCCCGUACGUCCUCCUGCGGAACGCCUACCACGCUGUCUACAAGCAGAGCAUCAGCGCCAACGCAUAAACACACACACACACACACACGUAAGGUGCAACGUUCCACAAAAUUGACAAGAAGGCAUUCUAACACACACACACACCACGAGCUGGAUGAAGUUGGGGAACAGUGUCUACAUUUUGUUUAUUUUUCUUCCUUUUUUCAUGCUGUUGCUAGGGACCCAAACUGCGGCAACAGCAAACAUUUGGUUAUACGAGGACACAAAUCUAAAUGUAUAGUAUAUAUAUACACAUACAGUAUAUAUAUUUAGUUGACACUAAACUAUUUGAGGUGUGGUGAUGGAUGAUUUCUUUCAUGCGAUUGAUUUUCUUGUGAUGUGUUUGGUUGUUUUUUUGGUUCAUGUUUACAACAUUAACGCUGAAUUCCACCUGGUUCAUAGCACACCACACAUACUUCUAACAUGGUGGUUUGUUUUGUAGCUAGUGCUAACAUGAACGCUAUGUGGGUAAAAAAAAAAGAUAUUUGAUGUAAACCUGUCUGUUUUUAUGUUUUUCUUAUUUUUAUGAUGACAAUUUGCCAAACGUGUUGACACUACACAUCGCGCGCGUGUGCGUUUUGGAUGAUGGAUGCUGUGGGAACAAUUUACGGGAGGGGGGGGUCGUGCAUUAUAGUUGAAAAUGACAACUCAGCUGCUCGUAAUCACGGUUAAAUAAAGUACAAGCGAACGUCUCAUCUUGUCAACAGGCUGUGUGGUAUUUGUCGGCAUGGACUUCUAGCACUUUUGUCAAUGUGACCAGUAGCCUCCUCCAAGGCAGCUUAGGCCUGCACAGUGCUUGCUGCUGUGUUUACUGCUCAUUAGAACAAACAAGGAACUACAAGUCAAUCCCGUUUAAGGCCCCCUGCAGACCAAAUGAGGUAUCAAACAUGUAUAAUGUAUAUAAAGAUGCUGACGUGUGACAUUACUGCACUGCUGAGGUGACGUUGACAGUGUAACAACCACUAAAUAAAGGAAACGAGGCGUUUGGGAACGCUGGACUUUGGACUCUUUAUGAUUUGUUGUGGAAUGCUUGACAAAAAAAAAUCUAAAAACAUUUCUGGGCUGCCACACCUGAGAUGUGAUGUGCUCUUCUGCUUCAUUGUGAACACUAUAAAUAAUGUCAAACAA
Molecule: messenger RNA, 4708 nt
Organism: Dunckerocampus dactyliophorus (ringed pipefish)
Lineage: Eukaryota; Metazoa; Chordata; Actinopteri; Syngnathiformes; Syngnathidae
Gene: nckap1
Product: NCK-associated protein 1
Exons: 32
Coding region: 205-3609 (1134 amino acids)
Biological process (GO): cell migration; cell projection assembly; cell morphogenesis
Cellular component (GO): SCAR complex
Source: RefSeq, a predicted model, not a curated record